AUGUUUUCUGCUGCUCUACUCCUCACCAGCCUGGCCCUGUCGGCAGUGGCCUCGCCUUUCCCUGACCUACACCCACUUGUUGUUCGACAAGAGCUUGACAAUCCUUUCAAUGCCUCGUUGCCCAAUGUGACCAUCUUGGCCACGGGCGGGACUAUCGCUGCCCGAGGUACUACAAACACCCAGACGAUUGGAUACAGCGUCGGCCUGGGUGUUCAAGAGAUUAUUGACGCCGUACCCGAGAUUCUCAAUAUCUCUAAUAUCCAAGGAUACCAAGUCACGAACUUAGGCAGUUCCUCCAUGAAUAAUACGGUCUUAUUACAAUUAGCUGAGGCUGUGAACGAGGAGCUAGCUAAGGACGAAAUUUCCGGCGUCGUUGUGACCCAUGGCACCAGCACCCUCGAGGAGACCGCGUUUUUCCUCGAGCUAGUUACUAAUACUACGAAGCCUAUUGUGGUCGUGGGGGCCAUGAGACCAUCUACUGCGUUGAGUGCUGACGGGCCCUUGAACCUGCUACAGGCAGUGACGCUAGCCUGCUCUCCGAAAGCGGUAGGCCGAGGCGUCAUGAUUACUUUGAACGAUCGUAUCGGCAGUGCCUGGUAUGCGACUAAGAUGUCAGCCAACUCCCUCGACACGUUUUACAGCACUGAAGCGGGCCAGCUGGGGUUCUUCAUCAACCAGGUCCCGUACUUCUACUAUGAACCUUCCCUACCUAUAGGCAAAGUCUAUUUUGACGUGAGUGGGGUCGAGUCUCUCCCGAAGAUUAGUGUCCUCUACUCGCAUCAAGAUAUGGAUUCCCUACUCUUUAAUUCGGUCGCGCAAAACGGAGCAGCUGGUUUAGUUGUUGCAGGGACUGGUGGCGGAAGCGCGUCUGCCGCUGCAUAUGCAGCUGCACAAGCAGUUUUUAACGAAACUGGGAUUCCCAUGGUUUGGAGUCAUCGGUCUCCCGAUGGGUUUGCGCCACCAAACUCGGCAGCUUAUAGAAUCGGCAGUGGGUUCCUCAACCCCCAAAAGGCACGUAUCUUGAUGCAGUUGGCCGUUCACGCCGGCUACGAUAAUCAAGCCAUCCGAGACCUUUUCGCGCUCGGCUACCCCGCUUGA
Molecule: messenger RNA, 1098 nt
Organism: Exophiala mesophila
Lineage: Eukaryota; Fungi; Ascomycota; Eurotiomycetes; Chaetothyriales; Herpotrichiellaceae
Exons: 3
Coding region: 1-1098 (365 amino acids)
Molecular function (GO): asparaginase activity
Source: RefSeq, a predicted model, not a curated record